GGGAAGGUGACCCUGACAUCGUCGUUGUUAAUCUUUAGCUUAAGAAGCGUUAGCUGUCCAUCUAAGAAUCUCCCUGAGUUCACAUUUUGAAGAAUCCUCGAUAGCUUCGAUUUGUCAAUCUCAGAAUGAUGUGGACCGCCAAUUGUCUGCUGGUCACAUUGGCGAUACACAUCCCAUUGACAGCGGCCAGCAGUUCCACGCAGACCGAUUACCUCUCCCCUCGAGCAACUCAGGCGAUCAACGGGAUUCAAACUUGGAUCAAUAAUAACCAGACCGUUCUUUCGCAUCCCUAUGACCCCGUGCGAUUUCCCAGUGGAAUGGUAUCUCUGACGCACAACCAGUUUACCAUUGACCCCCUCUACCAUCUGACUUAUGGUCAAGGGCCUGCCGCCUCUCCCCCCUUACGUCGAGCGCUCGCAGACUUCUUCAAUCGCCGCUUCAAUGCACAGCCCCAGGUCUCCCCGUAUGAGAUCGUCGUUGGGUCCGGGGUGACAUCGCUCAUCGACUCCGUCAUCUGGUCGACGUGCAGCGCCAACGAAAGUUUCAUCCUCCCACGACCCUUGUUUAAUUCCUUCCCGCACGACAUGGGGUUGCGUAGUUCCGGACUGGUGAUGCCCGCCUCUUUCAUGUGGAAUAACCAGACAUCCUCCCUGGACGAUGUGUUCAAUGCCACGGCGAUCAGACACUCACUGACGCAAGCCUGGUCCAAAGAAGCCCUCCUGGAAAUCGCUCGCUUCUGCGGCGAGCGCCACCUCCAUUUCAUAUCCGACGAGAUCUACGCCAAUUCGGUCUUCACUCCGCCCCACGGAAGCAAGGCACCCCCAUUCACCUCGGUCCUCUCCCUGGACCUGGCCGGGGUGAUCGAUCCGAAUCUAGUGCAUGUCCUGUACGGGAUGAGCAAGGAUUUCGGCGCGAGCGGCCUCCGACUCGGUGCGCUGCAUUCGCGCAAUGAGAAUCUAAUUCAGGCUGCUACCGGUGUCAAUCUCUUCGCGUGGCCCUCUGAUCUGGUCCAGGACAUGUGGGCCCGUCUCCUCCAGAACCAGACCGCGACGGAUCACCUCCUUGACCUGAACUCUGAGCGCCUGGGCGUCAGCUAUGGGGUGGUUACUUCGUGGUUGGUGAAGCAAAACAUUGAGUAUUUUCAGGACGGGUGA
Molecule: messenger RNA, 1154 nt
Organism: Aspergillus saccharolyticus JOP 1030-1
Lineage: Eukaryota; Fungi; Ascomycota; Eurotiomycetes; Eurotiales; Aspergillaceae
Product: PLP-dependent transferase
Exons: 4
Coding region: 126-1154 (342 amino acids)
Biological process (GO): amino acid metabolic process; biosynthetic process
Molecular function (GO): pyridoxal phosphate binding; transaminase activity
Source: RefSeq, a predicted model, not a curated record